CUACUGGAUUGUCUGUCAGAGAGCUCAAUGAGGGGGUGCGUGCGGUCCUCAUUUCUGCUGUGUUUCCUGGCGAGUGUAUCAUCUACGCCAUGUCUGCCUGAGGAGUUUACUUGUGCGAGAGGCGGCUGUGUAUCUGAGGAACAUGUGUGUGAUUUCAGAGAGAACUGUGCAGAUGGCAGUGAUGAGACUAACUGCUCUGAGUUUGUGAGAUGUGACUUUGAAGAAGGUUUCUGUGGUUUUCAACUUCAAAAUGAACAUCAUAUUUGGAUAAGAGGAUCAGGUUUGAGCAAUCCCAGUACUGAGACCGACCACAGGGAAAAUGUUACUGGUCACUGCCUCUAUAUACACUCAAAGAUUGGAGGAGGAGUCACUGCUGAAAUAUACAGUCCUCUCUUCCAGCCUUCACAGACAUGCUGGCUAACUUUCUAUCGUCAUAUUGGGAUGCUGGCAGGGGCUUUGCAGGUUCUGAUCCAGUUCAAAUCAUCGGGAGAGAUGCAGGAAGUUUGGUUUCAGUCCACCUUCAAUCCUGAUCCACACACUCUUCCCUGGAUGCGAACAGUGGUGGUGUUAAACAGCGGAGAGGAGUUUAAGGUUGUGAUUAGAGGAUUGAUACUCAACAGCAGUGACCCAUAUGAAGUUGUAGCGAUUGAUGAUGUGUCCUUCAGCAGAGGAUGUGUGGUAGCAGUAGAGACUGACAUCAAGACACCUAUUCCAACUCAGUGCCCCCGGUCUCAGUUUCACUGUGGGGCAGACGUCUGUGUAGAUGAGGAGAAAGUGUGUGAUUUUUCAUUAGACUGCCCCAAUGGAGAGGAUGAGGCCAAAUGUUCGGCACAGUGUGAUUUCGAGUCUGACUCAUGUGGCUGGUAUGAGCUUGUCCAGGGUGAUGGGUUUGAAUGGGUGAGAGGCUCAGCUAAUGGAGUCGCCAUAGAUUAUCCAGACCAAACACCACCCCAGGACCACUCUACUAAUACAAGUGCAGGCCACUUCAUGUUUAUUUUCAAGAGGAGCAGCAUGUUUUCCCAGCAGGCUUUGCUGCGCAGUCCUACAUUUCAGCAAACAAGUUCAGAUUGCUUCAUGACCUUCUGGCACUAUAAUUCUGGCCAUUCUGUUGGUGCUGCUGAAAUGUACCUGGUGAUAGAGGGCUUAGACAGCAGCACUAUACUUUGGCAAACACUUUACAACCAAGGUAACCAGUGGCACCAUGUAAUCAUCCAGAUUGGCAGGCAGACCAGGCCUUUCCACUUCUCAGUUGCAAAACUGAGCUUGGCUGUGUAUGAAGGAGUCUCCGCUCUAGAUGAUAUUAUGUUCCAUAACUGCUCAUUGCCUGAAGCUGUGGAGAUGUGCCCAACUCCUAAUCACCUUCACUGUAGCCGGAGCAAAGCAUGUGUGGACUAUUACCAUAUCUGUGACCUGAUCGAUGACUGUGGAGAUGGAACAGAUGAGGAAAACUGCUCACCAGAGCUAAUGUGUGACUUUGAGGAAGGUCUGUGUAGCUGGACUCAGGAACAUGAGGAAGACAUGUUUGAUUGGACCCGUAUCCAAGGACCCACUCCCACUUUCAACACAGGCCCAUGGAAGGACCACACACGAGCCAAUGCAGCGGGCCACUUCCUCUAUAUCGAAUCUUCAGACCCACAGAAGUUCAAAGACACGGCCGUUCUUAUCAGUCGGCCUUUUCUCCAAACUCCUCGCCGAGGUCCUGAAUCCAAACCACCCUGUGCUUUUAGGUUCCACUAUCACAUGUUUGGCCAGAAUGUGUUUCGAUUGGCUGUGUACAUACGCACACGUAACAGUGGCCGGGGAAAUUUGUUGUGGGUUCGCUAUGGUGACCAAGGCAACUUCUGGCACAGGAAGACACUGCUGAUCAACAGCGCCCACCACUUUCAGAUUUUAGUGGAGGGGACUGUUGGUGAUGACUUCAGAGGAGAUAUUGCCAUAGAUGAUCUGUCUUUCAUUGGCUGUCAGCCAUAUGAUGGUGAAUUGCCCUCAAAGGAGCCUAGCACCUUUGCUCCCAUCCCCACCUUGUCAGCAGCACCCCCUCAUAGCUGCCCUCCUGACCAGUUUGUGUGCUCAACUACAAGCGAGUGUGUGAGCCUCAGUCAAGUGUGUAACUUCAAACCAGACUGCUCUGAUAGCUCUGAUGAAGAGCACUGUGUGAAGGAGUAUUGUGAUUUUGAAGGUGAUGCUCUGUGUGGAUGGUAUUUAAGUGUCCCGGCCACUCCUGUUCCUCCUCAUUCCUUUUGCUGGCAGACAGGACAAGGGGAGAGUAUUCAUCAUGGAGAACAGAACCACAGACCUGUUAACGACCACACACUUGGUUCUUCAGAGGGUUGGUAUAUAUUUGCGGACAGCUCCAAUGGAGGAUAUGGUCAUACCACUGAUCUCUUGACUGCUCCCAUUAAAAUAACAGGACCCCAGUGUACACUUGUGUUCUGGUAUCACAUGAGUGGCUUUACUGUUGGAACGCUGCAGGUCUUCAUCAAAUCAAGCUCUGUCACACAUGAAGUUUGGUCCCAAAGUGGUAACCAAGGCAACAGCUGGAGGCGGGGUGAGGUCUUCAUAGGAAUCCGUCAUAACAUUCAGGUGGGUCUUCGAGCCAAGCGAGGCAUCAGCUACAUGGGCGAUGUUGUUGUUGAUGACGUGGCAUUUGUGGACUGUGCCCCUCCAAUAACGUCUGAUCUUCCGUGUCGUAACAACGAGUUCAUCUGUGCCAACAGUCACUGUAUCUCUGAGGACAACUUAUGUGACUUUAUUGAUCACUGUGGAGAUGGCUCUGAUGAGAAUCAUUACAUAUGCAAGGGAUUCAGUGGUCGCUGCAAUUUCGAAUUUGACCUUUGCUCCUGGAGACAGAGCCAAGAUGAUGAUUUUGAUUGGAUGAUAAAACCAGGAAAUAUGCACACACAUGGGACUGGACCAUCCACUGAUCACACCCUCCGCAACCCAUUGGGCCACUACCUAUAUCUAGAUGGGUCCUUCCCACAGACAACUGGACACACUGCCCAAAUUGUAGGACCUCUUUUCCGCUACUGCAGCAGAGAUUGCAAAAUGGUCUUUUACGUCCAUAUGUCUGGUGACGGCAUUGGCACUCUGAAUGUGUACAUGUCUACAAACUUCAACCGCUCACUCUUACUCAACCUUACUGGAAAUCAAGGCAACUACUGGAGCAGACAGGAACUGCCUCUCUCGUCUACUGACAAUUUCCGCAUUAUGUUUGAAGGCAAGGUGGGCCGUAAUACCAGAGUUCACAUCUGCCUGGAUGACAUCACCUUCUCAUCAGGCUGUGUUCUUAGCAACAAAUUUGAGGCAGACUCCACUCCCCGGUUACUUCCAGGAUCCUGUCCACCGGGUUCUCUACAGUGUAACAAUGGCAAUUGCUACAAACUAGAGCAGAAAUGUGAUUUCACUGAUGACUGUGGAGAUGAAACAGAUGAAUUGGAUUGUGGGACGUCCUGCUCAUUUGAACAAGGGCACUGUGGUUGGAAAAACAGCAUGGCAGAUACCUUUAGUUGGGCUCAUGGAGUCGGCUCCAUUCAUAUGAUCAGACCUCCUCAUGAUCACACACUUAAAAAUGAAAGUGGCCACUUUGUAUAUCUGGCAGCCACUCCUGUGGGAUUGAAGGGUGAUAAAGCUCACAUGAGAAGUUCUGUGUGGAAGGAGUCUAGUGCCAUAUGUAAACUCACCUUCUGGUACUAUAUUUCCGAAAAAGCCACAGGAAUCAUCCGGCUCUUCAUUAAGACAGAAAAUGAGCUGAGGGAGGUGUGGACAGAGCGGCAGAUGCAAAGGGAAUGGAGAAGAGUGGAGGUAUCUCUGAAGAGCCUGAGGAACUUUAUUCUCAUAUUUGAAGCAGUUCGAACACAAGACGUGAGUGGUGGAGCGGCUCUGGACGACUUGCAGUUCAUUGACUGUGCACCACGAGCUGUGCAUCCUGGAUCAUGCCCCGCUGUAACAGAUUUUGUGUGCAAUAAUGGAGACUGUAUUGAGUAUCAUUUGGAGUGUGAUGGUAAAGCUGACUGUUCCGAUGAGUCUGAUGAGAUUGACUGCUUGCAUGUUCCAGGAGCUUGUAAUUUUGAUAUGCCCAGCGGCCUUUGGCAAGAGACCUGUAAGCUGUCUCAGGAUACUUACGAUGACUUUGAUUGGGAUAUAGGCUAUGGCAGAAUGCGUAAUGGGACAGGACCAUCAGCUGACAACAGCCCCGAUGGAGGAGGGGGGUAUCUGUAUGUGAACUCCAGUGCUCAGAAAGAAGGAGAUAUCACCAGAUUCAUAAGCCUGCUGGAGUUUCCUGCGAGUGUCGGUAUAUGUCAUCUGCGCUUUUGGUUCUACAUGUAUGGCUCACAGCACAUGGGUACACUGAAGGUGUAUACCAUGGGCCACAGUGGGACACCCCUGCUAAUGUGGGCAACCUGCGGAAACCAUGGAGACAGCUGGCAUUAUGCUAAUGUGAUCUUAUCAAAUGCAUCACCCUUCAGAGUGAUUGUUCAGGCAGAAGUGGGAGUAGACCAGUGGACUGACAUUGCUGUGGAUGACAUCUCUUUCACUAGACAAUGUCUUGUUGGAGGUCCAGUUACCCCCAUCCCACAAACAUGCCACAGGGAUCACUUCCAGUGUUUGUAUCUGUUUGAGUGUAUACCACUGAGUUGGCACUGUGAUGGUGAGGUGGACUGUCUGGAUAGCUCGGAUGAGGAGAUGUGUGCGAGUGUGGUUCCUGGCACUAUGCCUCCUCAAACAGGGUGUGCGACAGGAGAAUACCACUGCAUGAACAACAGCUGUAUCCCAGCUCUGCUGCGCUGCGAUAUGGUUUUAGACUGCCCAGAUGGAGAAGACGAAUAUGGAUGCCCUGUUAAGAUAUGUGAUGAUGGAGAACUAGUGUGUGAGGCGACAGCAGACUGUGUAGCAUAUCAGAGUCGAUGUGAUGAUAUUGUUGACUGCCCUCCUUUUAACCCUGAUGAGUCCAGCUGCUAUGAGUGUCCAAUUGGGUACUGUCUCAAUGGAGGGAGGUGUUCAGUAAAAGAAAAUGGACCAGUGUGCAUUUGUCCAUCACAGUGGACUGGUAAUCGUUGCCAUAUAAAAGAAAAACCUUUUCUCACAACUGCGUCCACAACACCUGUGAUACCAGAUAGUAAACUAGGUCAUUGGAUUGCUGUCAGUGUUGGAUUAAGUGUGGCAUUGAUCCUGGUGGGCAUUGCAACUGGAGUCAUUCUGUUCUUGUUAUUUCAAAGGAGACAUUCACUAAAAGACUCCAGUCUUAUUGAUAAUGAAGAGUUGGAUUGCUCAGCCUUUGACUUGCAGAAAAAGCCGCCCUCUCUUGACGUUAGACCCAGGUGGCCUGUACAUCCUCAAUUAAACAUCAGCGUUUACCCGUGGAGAGAGGAUCCAAAGGUCUCCAACUCAAAGGAAAGCAAGCUCUCUUUCUCCAAUCCACUCUACAAGUGCUCAAACAGUUCUGAAGCUUGAAGAAAACACAGACACGCAAACACUGGCUGUCAUGUCCCUAUAGAUUUAAAGCACUUUCCACUUCAUUUGAGCCUCCCCGACAGCAUGGCUGUACUUGCUUAAGGUUUAGAGGGCUUUUUUUAACACAAUCUGGUGGGAGGAAAAAGUGUGACCACAAACAAGUUCCAAUUAAGCAAAAUGAAGCCGUUAAACUAUCAGUUGUAAAAAGAAAGUUUCUUAUAAUAAUCUGACAUGUAACAUAUUCCAUAUGUUGUGAAAUCUCUCCGAGGCACUGAAAUUAAAUCUUUCUUAUUUUACAAGAGCCAACACUUUAUGUCAGUGCCUGUUUUAACAUGAGGGGCUAUGCUGAUAGAUGCCUUUGUAUGUUCAACAGCUCAAUUAAUAGUAUCUAAUAGCUUGUGAAUGUUCAUGUUCAGUUUUCUGACUUUGUAACAUUAAUUUCUAUCAUUUAGAAGGCAUUUUCUGAACAUUAUAUUUUUGUUUUAUUGAAAAUACCAAACAGUCUUUCAGAAAAGAAAUGAAUUUUUUUAGAGAAUCAUCGCUUUAUUAAAAUGAAAUGAAAUUAAAUAUUUAAGAUGACCACAAUGUAACAUUAAUCUGGGAAGGUUUGUCAAAUCUAAUAUGGAGUCUGGGUGCCAUUUCAGAGAUUGUUUUGUUUUCAUACCCUGCUCUCCUUCCAGAUCUCUGUGGUUUCGAGAGUAUUGUAUUUUCAUUACUUUAAAUGUGGGUUCAAUCACCACUUGGUCUCCUUUUGGAUUCAAGCAGACCACAUUUUGACAGCUGAUAAAAUUGAAAACUGUAAUGAUACCAAAACAUGCACAAAGACAAGUGAAGUAGUUAACUGUGCAGUGCCAGUGUUUAAGGGAAAAGAAAAUUUUCCUUGGUACCAGAACACUGUAACAAAAGCUGUAAAUGUACAAUGAUAAACUCUGGUGAAAUGUGAAAUGUUUCAAUAUUACAAACUGUCUGUAAUCCUGCAUUCUUUGUCCUUUGGUUUCUGGUUCUCUUUCGUCAGAAGUCAAAACAAUUGCUUUGUCAUAAAAUGAACUACAAAGCAUGAAAUGAAACAUGAUGAUUCGAUAAGAGCGUUCGCAUAUAUAUGAAUAUGACUGUAACAUACACUUGUCAAAGAUGUUUUAGAAUUAUGUAUUCAUUAAAAACAUACAGAUUGGAUUUCUGAAAUGUGCUUCACAGUACAUGAGCAUCAAUAAGCCCAACACAUUGUGUUUUCUCUGGAUAUGUCUCAAGAAAUACACAAAGAUCUGAAUUCCGAC
Messenger RNA from Onychostoma macrolepis, 6725 nucleotides. RefSeq names its product MAM and LDL receptor class A domain containing 1 (gene malrd1). Gene Ontology annotation, molecular function: protein binding. Lineage: Eukaryota; Metazoa; Chordata; Actinopteri; Cypriniformes; Cyprinidae. The record is from RefSeq and is a predicted model, not a curated record. Bases 28 to 5451 code for a protein of 1807 amino acids. Gene Ontology annotation, cellular component: membrane. The transcript is spliced from 33 exons.